CUCACGCAUCCCCCGAAAUCUUAUUCUUGACCCCAUCAUGCUGACUUCUCUGCUACCACCAAUCAACAAGAUGGAGGUCCAUGUCGUGUUCAAAGGAAAUAAUUGGGAGCAUGCGGUCGCAACGCUCGAUGACCAUGAAUACGAGAAGCACAGCCUUCCCCCAUCUUGUGUUCGUGUUCGACCCGUACUGAUCUCCCUUACCUCGAAUAAUCUAAGUUAUGCUCGAGGAGGUGAAGUCCUUCAUUGGUGGGACACGUAUCCCGUGCCCACACAGGUUUCCCCCCCAUACAAUGACCAGAAAUCAUGGGGAAUCGUACCCACCUGGGGCUUUGCGAUCGUGACAGAAUCGACUUUGGGCAUCGCCCCGGGGACGGUCUUGUGGGGUUUCUGGCCCACUGCAGAUAUCGCCGUUUCGCUCAAGCUCCAGCCCUCAGAGCCGAAGGGCCACUGGACCGAGAUCAGUGAACCCAGACAACGCUUAAUGACCGUCUAUAAUGCUUAUUCAGAAGAAGGCCAUAUUUCGCUCCCUAUAUCCACCCCGAAGACUAUCUCGUCACUGUUCUCGGAAGAGGCACUCCAGCGGAUGGCAUGGGAAUCCCUUUUCCGUCCAACCUGGCAGACGGGGUAUCUCCUCAGCCGGCAUACGUUCACUUCGAGUCCCGGGACACAACCGCCUGUUCAUCCUUUAGGGAUAGGUCUGCCCUGGACGGCUGAGGAUGCCGACCUUUCCGCUGCGGUGGUGAUUAGCCUAUCUGCAUCGAGCAAAACAGGCCGGUCAUUUGCAUACCAUAUGUUCCAGCGGAGCGCUGCUGAGGGGCCGUUGGGCCUCCUCCAGGUAUCGCAGACGCCGUCUCUUUUAGAGCCUGUCGCAGGGAAAUUGGGUGCCUCCAUUCUCUCCAAAUGUGUCACAUAUGACCAAUCGAGCAAGUCAAUCGAGUGGAUAACCCAGUUGAAACCAACGAGAAUCGUUCUCGUGGACUUCGGCGCCCGCGCUGGUACACUCAACCAACUACUUUCCAGUAUCAAGGGCCAUGCAGCUCUCGGGCAACUCAAACUGGCGAUAAUCCAGGUUGGCUCCGAGCAAAAGGUCUAUUCCACAGACGAACUCAAACGAAAUCGAGAGUUAAUGGAAACGAUGGGAAAGAUCCAGUUUAAUACUUCAGCGGUGCGCGAUGCGGCUGUUCAAUUGGAAGGCGCGCAAGAGUAUUCUAGCUGUGUAAACCCUGUGUGGGAGAAAUGGGUAGGGAUCAGCCACGAGAUUGCACCAGACAUCCACGUCACUCUUGGUCGAGGGAUCUCUGGCAAUGAAGGGAUUGAGAAGGGGUGGAGCAGGCUGUGCCAAGGGUCUGUGGGUUCUCGGGAAGGAUUGGUGUACCUCAUGUAGAUCUGACUUCAAAGCACCUCCCAGUCCCAUAAGGCUCCUUUCGUAUAUAUUCAGAGGAUAAACCAGUCAGUUCCAAAUGCCCAAAGGUCCGGCAACCCAUAAUCGUCAUCCGAAGCCUUUUGGAAUACUAUCGUGUUUUUCAGUUCCUGAAACCGGUCCAAAUCGCGAUCAUCUCGCAAAUAGUGACUGGUAAAUAGCAGC
Aspergillus alliaceus is the source of this 1585-nucleotide messenger RNA. RefSeq names its product DUF2855 family protein. NCBI's taxonomy places the organism in Eukaryota, Fungi, Ascomycota, Eurotiomycetes, Eurotiales, Aspergillaceae. The coding region runs from base 38 to 1384 and encodes 448 amino acids. The transcript has 2 exons. The record is from RefSeq and is a predicted model, not a curated record.